CGCGCAACGGGGACGGGGACCGGGCUGGCCUUCCUGGGAGGACACGGCGUGGCGCCGACUCGAUCGAGCUUCUCCGGGGCAGGGCUCUUGGCCGGCCGGCCGUCGGUCCAGGUUUCUCCCCGCCGAGCUCUCCGGAAUACCCAGAAGUUGAGGUCACCAUGGCAGGACUCCAGGUGGACACCCAGGCCAGUGUAGACUGGCAGAAGCGCUGCCUGACCCUGGAAACACAGCUCCUCCGAUUUCGCCUCCAGGCCGGCAAGAUCAGGGAGCUGCUGGCUGACAAGAUGCAAGAACUGGAGCAGAGGCUGCUGGAGGCUGAGGAGCGAGCGGAGAAGGCAGAGACCCAGGUGGGCGUGAUGGAAGAGAAGGUGAAACUGUGCAGUCUUAGGAACGUGGACUCCGCAGGCAGCCUGCACCGGAAAUACCAGGAGUUGUUGAAAGCCAUGCAGGCCAAGGUGGAGCUCAUCGGCCAGCUGGAGGCACAGCUGGAGAAGCAGAAGCAGAUGCGAGCUGAGGAAGCAAAAAGCGUUCAAAAAAAAGCUGCAAAGAUCAAGGAGUGGGUGGCGCUGAAGUUGACAGAGCUUGAGAUGGAGAACCAGCACCUGAAAAGCUGUAAUCAGCACCUGAUGGAGCAGGUGGGCACCCUUCAGGCUGCGCUGGAAGCCCAGCAAGUGGAGCCCCCGGGGAGGCUGCUGGCAGCUCCUGAGGGAGCCUCAGAGCCAGAGUCUACACCUGCAGAGCCAGGAACCCAGUCUGUGGGGCCGGACAAUGGUUCCCAGGCCCUGGAUUUGAGAGUGGUCACUCCUGCACCUUCUCUGGAUGCUCCCGAGGGCAAAGGCUUUCUGUCUGAGGCCAGCAGCCCUGCAGAAGGUUCUAAUUCCAGGCCAUUCUAUCCUGAGGAAAGGGCAGAGGCCAAGGUGCUUCUACCCCACGUGGAACACGAGCACUUUCCCAGCCAGCUGUGCCCAAAGCCCGGAGCCCCCAGACCUGGCUCUGCCUCCUGGGGGCAGGGCCUGGUCACUGCUCAGGAGAGGGUGCUCUCUGGCAUCAAAGCCUCUUCCCGGGAAGGCGGCCCUGGCAGCAGUUUGACGCUUCCAAAGUUGCGGGCUCCCAACCUUCCCCAGGACAGUGUCCAGCUCACCAAAAGGCACCACAGUCAGCCCCACAUCGGACCCCGGCGUUGUGAGGAUGUGGUGGGUGUUGACACUGGGGCUUUGUCCACCCUCCGCCCAUCUGGCCUUUCGAAGCCAGAGACCUGUGCUGACUUCCGGGAAGAACCAGAGAAGAUGGAGAUGGGGGAGCUCCCUGCAGCAAGGAAGGAGGAGGAACAGGAGAGCCUGAUGGCGCCCAGCACUCAGUUGGCAGAAGGGAAGCUGGGGAACAAGCCACCCCCACCACCCCUGCACCGGUUUCCCUCCUGGGAGAGCCGCAUCUAUGCUGUGGCGACCUCAGGCAUGCAGGUGUCAGAUGUUUGUCCACGAAGCAGUGCCGCUUGCUCUGCUGCAAGCCCUCCUGCCCUUGUGUGCCCUGGCCCUUUCUCUGGCCUUGUCUACAAGAAGGUCACCGUGCCGGUCUACACAGCACUGAAAGGGAAAGCCACACAGAUCAGCAGCAUGCCCUUUGGGGACGAGUCCUCGGGCUCUGAGGAUGACUGCAGCUCUCUGGUGAGCUUCCGGGUGUCUGUACCCUGCUCUGAGUGCAGGAAGACCAGCAGCCUGGGCAGCCCUCGGGCCAUCAAGAGAGGAGUCUCCAUGUCCUCGCUGAGCUCUGAGGGUGACUACGCCAUCCCUCCGGACGCCUGCUCACUGGACAGUGACUACUCUGAGCCCGAGCACAAAAUGCAGCGCACCUCCUGCUACUCUGGCGGGCUGGGCCUGGGCACGGACUCACUGGAAAAGUCAGGUUACCUGCUGAAAAUGGGGAGCCGCGUGAAGACAUGGAAGAGGCGCUGGUUCGUCCUGCGACAGGGACAGAUGAUGUACUACAAGUCCCCGAAUGAUGUGAUCCUGAAACCUCAAGGUCAAGUGGACCUGAACUCUCAUUGCCAAAUUGUUUGUGGGGAGGGUGCACAGACAUUCCAGCUCAUCUCUGAGAAGAAAACCUACUACCUGAUGGCCGAGUCGCCUAGCCUGCUGGAGGAGUGGAUCUGGGUCCUGCAGAGCCUGCUGAAGGUGCAGGCCAUGGGGCCUCCGGCCCUGCUUCAGGAGGGCGCCAAGCCCGUCGUGAAAGGCUGGUUGACUAAGGUGAAGCACGGCCACUCCAAGCUGGUCUGGUGUGCUCUUGUCGGGAAAACCUUCUACUACUACCGGAGCCCCGAGGACAAGCGCCCCCUGGGCUGUUUGCCUGUGCAAGAUGCGCGCAUUGGGGAAGUAGACGAGGACUGCGAGGCAGAUGAGGACUGCGAGGCAGCUGCCGGCCGCUGGCCUUCCUCGCCCUGCACACUGGUGAUCCAGCCACCGGGCCGCAGCCCAACCUACCUGCUCCUCAGCAGCAAGCAAGAGAAGGAUACAUGGCUUUACCACCUCACAGUGGCUGCGGGAGGCAGCAGUGUCACGGUGGGCACCGCCUACGAGCAGCUCAUUGGGAAACUGAUGGAUGGUGAGGGAGGAGACCCAGACUCCCCACUCUGGAAGCACCCCAUUCUGUGCUACAGCAAGGACGGGCUGUACACCUCCCUUACCACCCUGCCCUCAGAGGCCCUGCAGACAGAGGCCCUCAAGCUCUUCAAGUCCUGCCAGCUCUUCAUCAACGUGCCUGUGGAGGCAGCCUCGGUGGAUUACCACGUGUCCCUGGCACAGACUGUGCUGCAGGUCUGUCUGGUCCACCCCGAGCUGCAGAGUGAGAUCUACUGCCAGCUCAUGAAGCAGACCAGCUGCCGCCCUCCUCAGAAGUAUGCCCUUAUGCAGUGCUGGCAGCUCCUGGCCCUGUGUGCUCCACUUUUCCUGCCUCAGCAUCACUUCCUGUGGUACAUCAAACAGCAGCUCCAGCGCCAUGCAGAUCCCAGCAAUGAAACCGGCCAGUAUGCCACCUACUGCCAGCGGGCUGUGGAGCGGACCCUACAGACGGGGGAGCGGGAGGCCAGGCCAUCACACAUGGAAGUGGUGUCCAUCUUGCUGCGAAACCCCUUCCACCACUCCCUGCCCUUCAGCAUCCCUGUGCACUUUGCCAACGGGACGUACCAGGUGGUUGGUUUUGAUGGCUCCUCCACAGUUGACGAGUUCCUCCAGCGGCUGAACCAGGAGACAGGCAUGAGGAAGUCAUCCCACUCUGGUUUUGCCCUCUUCACAGAUGACCCUUCCGGCAGGGACCUGGAACACUGUCUGCAGGGGAGUGUCAAGAUCUGUGACGCCAUCUCCAAGUGGGAACAAGCCUUGAAGGAGCUUCACCCUGGGAAGUCUGAGGGGGGAACACGCAUCGUGAAGCUGACGUACAAGAACAGGCUGCACUUUCGGAGUCAGGUCAAAGGGGAGACGGAGCGGGAGCGGCUGCUGCUCGCCUAUCAAACCAAUGGAGAAAUAGUGGCAGGGAGGUUUCCAGUCAGCAAGGAGCUGGCCUUGGAGAUGGCUGGCCUGAUGGCCCAGAUAGAAUAUGGGGACAUGGAGAAGCCUGUCCUACCAGGCCCCGGGGGCACUCCGCCCUCCAAAGCCCAGCAUCUCCUCCAGCAGGUCCUAGACAGGUUCUAUCCGAGACACUACAGGCUUGGUGCCCCUCCCGAACAGCUGAGGCACCUGGCAAAUAUGCUGGCCAUGAGGUGGGCGUCACUGCAGGGCCGUUCCUUGGCUGAGUACACUCGCACCUACCUGACCGUAGCCCGGAAGUGGCCUCUGUUUGGUGCCAAGCUCUUUGCUGCUCAGCCUGCCCCAUCGUCGUCCAAGGAGAACACUCUGGUGUGGAUUGCCAUCAAUGAAGAUGGAGUCAGCAUCCUGGACCGCCACACCAUGCAAGUGCGCGUCACUUACCCCUACUCUUCAGUGACAACCUUUGGUGGCUACAGGGAUGACUUCAUGCUUGUGAUCAGAUCCGUUCCAGACCAGAGCUCUGGCAAAGGCCACAUCGACAAGCUCAUCUUCAGAAUGGCUGCUCCCAAGAUUGCAGAGGCCACCUUCAUCAUGGCCAGCUACAUGAACCACUGCUCUCCAACUGCACGCCGCUCGCCUGCCAAGCUGCCUGCUGCACGCCGGCCGAGGGAGCUGGACGGAUGACAGUGUGCUUCUGUUUCCUGUGCCACCAAGAGGCCAGCAUUGCUGUGAAUGUUUCUGUUACCUUUCCCCACCAGCACUGGUGCCUCUAGGAUUAGAUUUAUAUCCUAGGGUUUCGUACUACUGUGAUGGUUCUGACAGCCCUCCACUGCCACCUCUACUCUCCAGGCAUGGUGUGGUGUAUCAGGGCCCAACCUUCGUGGAUUCAGACCCAGUGUAAGAACCACUCUGCCUUUUUUUUUUUAAACAAAAAUACUGACACUGAAUGGUACCUGAUCCUAGACACAGACAGGGACGGUCCACUGAUCCCGAGGGCUCCAGUGCUAUACUUGAGGCUUUUUGCACUGAUAGUCUCAGGGGAAGUGAGAUUUUUUAAUUUUUUAUAUUGUAUAUGAUCCUUAUGUGGGGAUUUAUACUUGAAGUUUCCUGCGUAUCUCUAUACGGAACAGGACAACUCUGACAAAAGUGUAGCACUCACUAAAACCGGACUUCUUUUCCUACAUGGGAAAGGUGGGCAGGGCUGGAGAAAGGGGAUGGAAUAAUUCUUCCCCUUUACUGGGGAUGGCUGCUGCAGUGGCCCUUGGGGACAGUAGCUUCAGUCCCCAAGGCACAACUCUGCCUGCUCACAUUCAGGCUCUCCCUCACACUAGACUGGAAGCUGACCCCAGAAGCACUGUCCAAGCAAGAACAGACAGGUGCAAUCCGGCUUCUCCCUGCCUCGCUUUCAUGCUCGGACAGGGCUCUGGGAAGUCUGUGCUCCCCUGCUGCAGGACAGGGUGGCCGAUGUCUCCUGGCUCUCUCAGAGCCAAAGCAAAUGCCCUCCACUGCUCUACGAGGCUAGUGAGGGUGAGUCAGGAACACAGAAGACGACCCCAGGCCACCUCCCUCAGCCGGGCAGGCUCCUCGAGGCUUCUGGUGACCUGGGAACCAGCUGGGUGCACAGGUGUGUGUGACAUCGUCCCCAGCCUGAGUACCCCAUGAAAGACGUAGACAAACUUUUUCACCUUUUGCCUGCUUGAGAACAUCAUGAUGUUCCUCAACUCCGGUGUUCUGAUUGAGUGUGGGGAAUGUGAUAUUUAC
Octodon degus (degu) is the source of this 5279-nucleotide messenger RNA. It is a transcript of the gene Plekhh1, whose product is annotated as pleckstrin homology, MyTH4 and FERM domain containing H1. Bases 159 to 4202 code for a protein of 1347 amino acids. The transcript is spliced from 29 exons. The record is from RefSeq and is a predicted model, not a curated record. Lineage: Eukaryota; Metazoa; Chordata; Mammalia; Rodentia; Octodontidae. Gene Ontology annotation, cellular component: cytoskeleton.